AUGGAUCUUGCUCAGCUUAAACAUAUAGCAACAGUAAGCAUUGGUGGUGAAGUGUUCAGUGCGAGAGCAUUCGAGAGGAUUCGAGGGCAGUUUGGUGGUAAAAUAUUCCAUGUUUACGGAAUCACUGAGACAACUGUUUAUAAUAUGGUGUUUGACUAUCAAAACGAUACACAAUAUAAAACUUCAAUUGGGUCUCCAUUGUCGAAUACAAAGGGUUUCGUACUUAAUAACGAUAUGCAAUUGCUACCAUUGUUUGCUGUGGGUGAACUUUACUUGGCUGGUAAUUGUUUAUCCAGAGGCUACCUCAACCGACCCGAGUUAAAAGCUGAAAGAUUUUUACAAAAUCCAUUUCAGACAGAAGAAGAAAAAAAAGUAGGAAAGAACGAACGAAUUUAUAAGACAGGAGAUUUAGUUCGUUGUCUACCAGAUGGUCAACUCCAAUAUGUUGGUAGAAAUGAUUGUCAAGUAAAGAUCAGAGGAUUAAGAAUUGAACUAGGUGAAAUUGAAGCUGUUUUAUCAUCUUAUCAAGGUGUGAAGCAAUGUGUAGUUGUUGUGAGAGAUAGCAAAGAUUUAACUGCAAGUGGCACUUGCCGAAAAUAUAUUAUUGGAUAUUUUGUUUCCCAAUCAAUUCUUUUGGAAUCUGAUAUAAAACAUUAUAUGGAAAGCAAAUUACCAGAUUAUAUGGUACCAAAUCGACUCGUACAAAUAGAAAAUAUUCCGGUAAAUACGAGUGGUAAAAUAGAUUUGAAGGCUUUACCUGAGGUCGAUUUCUCGAAGCACCAUGAAGAGUCGCUUGUUCCUCCGCGAGAUGACCUCGAAUGGAAAAUUCUUCAUAUCUGGUCACAUUUAUUAGGAAUACCCAGCACCAAUAUAAGUGUCCACGAUGAUUUUUUUGGUUUGGGUGGAGAUAGUGUCUUACUAAUGAAAGUGGCACUUAUGCUGAGUAAUGUGUUAUCGACAAAAAUAAGUGUUAGUGCUGUAUUCGCAAAUAAAACAAUCGAAAGCCUUACGACACAUAUCCUUCAUGGCCUUGAUUAUAAUUCAGAAGAGAAUAACCUCAUAGCAAAAUUGCGUGAUGAUUUUUCAACUAAUCGAAACUAUGUAUUAUCGUUUGCACAAGAAAGGCUACUAUUUAUUGAUCAGUUUCAUGGUAAAACUGGCAAUAAUGCUUAUAAUAUACCGAUAUACCUACAAAUUACCGAUAAUAAUAUCAAGCGAAAUGUGUUGCAUCAGUCUCUACGUGCCAUUUUGAAUAGACACGAGACACUAAGGACCCUAAUAGAAGAAGAUAAAUCCGGAGUUUUUUAUCAACAUAUACUCAAGGAAGAGGAAAUCGAUGCAUUUUUCAAAGUAGAUGAAAUUCAAGUUACUAAUACAGAGCAGCUGGAUACUGAACUAAAUAAAUUGGUUCAAUAUGUUUUUAAUCUUAGAAAAGAACUGCCAAUUAAAGUUACAUUUUACGAAAUGAAAAACACAGAUGAAGAUGAAGAAACAACGCUCUACAUGGGAAUAGUCAUUCAUCACAUCGCUUUUGAUGGUUGGUCUUUGAAUGUAUUUUGGAAGGAAUUGCAAACAUUUUAUGAUUACUUUGAUAAAGAUAUCUCGAGUUCGGGGACAAAUACUAUAUCUGAUCGAACUUUGAAGUUACCAGAGCUUCCUGUGCAAUACAGAGAUUUUGCACUAUGGCAAAGAGAAUAUUUAAGCAGAACAAGAUUGUUUGAUCUAUCUGAAUUCUGGAAAAAGAAAUUGGAUGGCUAUGAAAUGUUGAACUUAAUGCUGGACUGUCCUGUCAGACCAUCUCUUUAUGACUUUAGUGGAGAUGAAAUCCCCUUUGAAUUGGACGAGCAAGUUACGAAAAGAUUAAAAGCAUUAGCAAUGAGACUAAACGUAAGUCUAUUUAGUCUACUGUUAAGUGCUUAUACGCUAAUGCUGGCUAUAUACACAAACCAACAAGAUAUCAUCAUUGGAACACCAUUUGCAAAUCGAAAUCGUCCGGAACUCGAAAAUCUAAUUGGGUUUUUCGUCAACAUGCUCGUUUUGAGAAUACAAAUUGAUUCAAAAGAUUUGGUACAUGAGUACAUAAAGAAAGUAAGCAACGAAGUAAUACUGGCACAAAGUCAUGAAGACAUGCCUUUUGAGCGGCUCGUUAAAGAGUUAGAAAUAGAUAAUGAUACAGGUCGACACCCGAUCGUUCAAGUUGUAUUUUUGAUCAAUAAACAUAUUGACUUUGAAGUAACUUCAAGCUAUAAGAACAUAGAAAUGCAAAGUCUUCUUCCUCUUUCACAAUAUGUUCCAAAUCGUUAUGAUUUCACGGUAGCAAGAUAUGAUUUUACGACACUGAUUGAUGAGGAAAAAGGCUCUUUAAAGGGGACAUUUAAUUUUGCAAAAAAGCUUUUCCAUCGAACAACGAUUGAGAGUUACAUUCAAACUUUUCUUCAUAUUUUGGCACAAUAUGCAAUAAUACAUGAAACAUGCAAAAUAUUAGAUAUGGAAUGUAUUCCUCCAUCGCAAAAAAAUAAACUCAAACACUCUGAGAACAUGCAUACGGCUUUUGGAGAUUUCACCCAUGACGUAACUUUGCAUAAGCUAUUCGAAGAAGAAGCAAAACUAUCACCUGAUAAAAUUGCUGUUGUCUAUGAAGACGUUAAGCUUACUUAUCGAGAUUUAAAUGAAAAAGCUAAUCGAUUGGCACACUAUUUACGAUCAAUCUCAAAUAUUCAUCCAGAUGAUAUAAUAGCAUUAAUUUUGGAUAAAAGUGAAUUAAUGAUAAUUAGCAUACUUGGAGCAUGGAAAUCUGGUGCAGCAUAUGUUCCUAUAGAUCCUAAUUAUCCAGAUGAACGAAUCAAAUUUAUUCUAGAAGAUACAAAGGCAAAGAUCGUGAUAAGUAACAUGAAAUAUUCAUCUAGACUAUAUUCAUAUAAUAUAGCAAAAGUCGAAAUUGAUAGUCCAAUAGUAAACGAAGUCUUAAACAAUACCAAUAUAACUUGUAAUCUUGAUGUUAUCACAAAUGAACGUAACUUAGCUUAUGUUAUAUAUACAUCAGGAACAACGGGAGCACCAAAAGGUGUAUUAGUGGAACAUCAAAGUGUG
Rotaria sp. Silwood2 is the source of this 3090-nucleotide messenger RNA. The record is from the annotation of a GenBank genome assembly. NCBI's taxonomy places the organism in Eukaryota, Metazoa, Rotifera, Eurotatoria, Philodinida, Philodinidae.